CUCACCUGGAUGGCUGAAGCGUCGAGUUGCCCGGAGGUCCCCCAGCCGCCACUGCCAGCCGUCCCCAGCAGCCUCAGCACCUCUCCUGCCGUCGGAGCGGCCCCCGACCUUCCCACGAGCGGCAGGCAGCUCGGCAGAGAGGCGCAGGCUGUCGCCGGGCCCCUCGGGGAGCCGUUCUCAGGGCAGCCGGCAUCCUCUGAGUCGCGGGCUCCGCGGGCACCUGAUGGAGGAGGCGCGGCAGAGGCAGCCCCGGGUGCUUCUCAGCCGCCUGGCGCUGCCGACCCACCUGGACGCUCGCGUGCCUCCUUCGGCCCAGACCGCACGGCUGAUGGAGGAGGCGAAGCAGAGGCAGCCCCGGGUGCUUCUCGCUCCGCCUGGCGCUGCCGCCCGGCUGCACCUCCUGCCGCGUGCCGGACGGCCGCCGCCAGGGUGGCACCGAGCCGGCCGAGUGCCCGGCGCCCGCCCGCAGCGCCAGGAAAGGCAGGAGCAGAGGGCGCGAGCAGCGCAAGGACAGCGUCCCGGCCGGGAAGAGGAAGCUGCCCCCCGGGCCACGACGCUCCGCGGCACAAACGGCGGCGCUAG
This is a messenger RNA of Lagopus muta (rock ptarmigan), 582 nucleotides long. RefSeq names its product translation initiation factor IF-2-like. The record is from RefSeq and is a predicted model, not a curated record. The transcript is spliced from 2 exons. Lineage: Eukaryota; Metazoa; Chordata; Aves; Galliformes; Phasianidae. Bases 10 to 582 code for a protein of 190 amino acids.